UCUAGGGUCUGUGUGUCUACCCGGACUCCUAGUAAAGACGAGCCAAAGACUUCGACAACACAAGCGUUUGCUUGCUUGAAAAUAUUCUUUUAAUAUAAUAUUUGAAUAUACAAUUAUAAUAUUUGAAUAUACAAUUAUAACUUGAGAAGGUGCUUUCUAACAAGGUCCCACCGUGUGACGUCAUCGGCGUGACGUCAUGCUUCUGGUGGAUCCCGGCGUGUUCAUCGGCACGGCGGCUGACCUCCAUGAUGAGGCAGCCUUGGCCGCUGCCUCCAUCACGCACAUCCUGUCUGUGGACUCUGUGGACCCUGGACCUGUGCCCUCGGACUACUGCACUAAGUGGGUCAAUGUCCUGGACCAGGUGACCUCUGACCUCUUGAGCCACAUGGACGCCUGCUUCCUGUUCAUCCAGGAAGCAGUGAAGGCAGGCGGCGCCGCACUCGUCCACUGCCAGGCUGGACGUAGUCGCAGUGCCACCAUUGUGACCGCUUACCUGAUGAAGACAUACCAGCUGGACUUUGUGGAGGCUUACAGCAGACUGAAGACUGUCAAGCAGGAUGUGCAGGUGAACAGUGGCUUUGAGGAGCAGCUGUGUCUCUACCAGUCCAUGUGUUGUGAAGUGGACACCUGCAGUCCACUUUAUAAACAAUACAGACUGACCAUGAUCACACAGAAAUAUCCUGAAAUGCAGCAGGUGCCCAGGGAGGUGUUUGCAGCAGACCCCGCCCACUGCAGCUCUUCUGAAGCCUCCUAUCGAUGCAGGAAGUGCAGAAGAAGUCUGUUCCGCAGCUGCAGCCUCCUCAGUCACCCAGUAGGAGAAGGAGCGUCCGCCUUCGCCCACAAGAAGUCCAGUACUGUGCCAGGAGGAGUAGAGUGUACCUCAUACUUUAUUGAGCCAGUGCAGUGGAUGGAACAAGCUUUGCUCGGUGUGAUGGACGGACAGCUGCUGUGUCCCAAGUGUGGAUCCAAGCUGGGCUCCUUCAGCUGGUGUGGAGACCAGUGCUCAUGUGGCCGCUGGGUCACGCCCUCCUUCCAGCUGCACCGCAACCGGGUGGACGAGAUCCGCCUUCUCAGCAUCCGUGGCGUCCUUUGAGGUUGGACUAGAUCAGCAUCCGUGGCGUCCUUUGAGGUUGGACUAGAUCAGCGUCGCUGUUUAAAGCCACCAAAGGUGCGAGUCUUUGGGCACCAAACCAUUCCAUCCCCUUCCUGGGGUGGACCAGUCAAUUCAGAAUCCAUUCAAGCCCAUUCUCGCGAUGCAUUAUUUAAUAUAGCUUAUUUUCCGGACUAUAGACCACACCGGUAUAUAAGUAAACAAAUGAUUUUCUAUAUAUUAGCCGCACCGGACUAUAAGUCGCAGACAUUUACGUUGUGAAAUGACUUAUUUACACAUAAAUAUUCUGUAAAUGUUUAUUUACAUACAUUAAUUGUUUCCAAACGGUGUCUGUAGAAUUGUUUUAGUUAUAUUAUAAAACUUACAAACGUUGCUUGGAGUGAUGAACGAAGAAUCCAUUCGAGUAGAAACGCUAUAGACGGUUAGACGGAACGGCACUUGUACUUCCGGUUCAACGGGAUCUGAGCCGAGGAUGUGGUUGUGGCUUGUGCAGCCCUUUGAUAUGAUUGAUUGAUUGAUUGAACACUUUAAACAGCAGGAAUUCACAUUCACCCAGCAACCUCGUCCAAAAGAUGGCGCCGUAGCACAAACAAUAACACACCAUUGUGUGUAGUAAAAACGCUGUGCUUCGUGGCCGCAAGCGAAGAAAAAUUCCUUAAAUGAGCCGCACUGUUUUAGAAGCCGCGGGGUUCAAAGCGUAGUAGUGGUUUAUAGUCCGGAAUUUACUGUGGUAUAAUACAUAUAUGACAAAUAAUACAGGAUGAUGGAAGAUCAUGUAUUUCUGAACAAUCAUCGUCACGCCUGUAGCGGUGCAGGUGUUUGUAAGCCACAGGGAUCAAAGCGUAGGGAAAAAGUAGCGGCUUGUAGUCCAGAAAAUACAGUAAUAAUUAGAGAGAAACCUUUUCAAAAUCUCAUGUAGAUGGCCUAAAACCGCUUUAAAAAAUUGAUUCUGAUUAAAACUUCUUUUU
Entelurus aequoreus (snake pipefish) is the source of this 2079-nucleotide messenger RNA. It is a transcript of the gene dusp12, whose product is annotated as dual specificity phosphatase 12. Lineage: Eukaryota; Metazoa; Chordata; Actinopteri; Syngnathiformes; Syngnathidae. Bases 197 to 1093 code for a protein of 298 amino acids. The record is from RefSeq and is a predicted model, not a curated record. Gene Ontology annotation, cellular component: nucleus. Gene Ontology annotation, molecular function: protein tyrosine/serine/threonine phosphatase activity. The transcript is spliced from 9 exons. Gene Ontology annotation, biological process: protein dephosphorylation.